Messenger RNA from Amblyraja radiata (thorny skate), 2934 nucleotides. RefSeq names its product crooked neck pre-mRNA splicing factor 1 (gene crnkl1). NCBI's taxonomy places the organism in Eukaryota, Metazoa, Chordata, Chondrichthyes, Rajiformes, Rajidae. Bases 166 to 2235 code for a protein of 689 amino acids. Gene Ontology annotation, molecular function: protein binding. Gene Ontology annotation, biological process: spliceosomal complex assembly; mRNA splicing, via spliceosome. Gene Ontology annotation, cellular component: post-mRNA release spliceosomal complex; precatalytic spliceosome; U2-type catalytic step 2 spliceosome. The record is from RefSeq and is a predicted model, not a curated record. The transcript has 14 exons.
CGUGGUCGUCACGUGGUGGGGGCGCCGUCGGGUCGAAGGUGACGCUGCGCGGGCCUGUUCCGGAAGGCUGCGGAACAGUUGGAUUUAUGCACUUACUUUUGUUCUUGUAGAGGUGUCGUUAGUUUAAAGCGAACAACGGAGUGGGGGAAAAAAUCAGAGUCAGAAAUGGCGUCGACGGCGGCCGGGAAGCAGCGGAUCCCUAAAGUGGCGAAGGUGAAAAAUAAGGCACCUGCUGAAUUGCAAAUUACAGCUGAACAACUUUUGAGAGAAGCAAAAGAGAGGGAACUUGAACUUCUGCCACCACCGCCGACUCAAAAGAUCACCGAUGAGGAGGAAUUGAAUGACUACAAGCUAAGAAAAAGAAAAACCUUUGAAGACAAUAUACGGAAAAAUCGAACUGUUAUUAGCAACUGGAUCAAAUACGCACAAUGGGAGGAGAGCCUAAAAGAAAUACAGCGGGCACGUUCGAUUUACGAGCGUGCAUUAGAUGUCGAUCACAGAAAUAUCACGCUGUGGUUGAAGUAUGCAGAGAUGGAAAUGAAGAACCGACAGAUUAAUCACGCCCGCAACAUCUGGGAUCGAGCAAUUACCAUCCUGCCCAGGGUCAACCAGUUUUGGUACAAAUAUACCUACAUGGAGGAAAUGCUAGGGAAUGUUGCAGGGGCAAGGCAGGUGUUUGAGCGCUGGAUGGAAUGGCAUCCCGAUGAACAAGCUUGGCAUUCCUAUAUUAAUUUUGAACUGCGAUACAAGGAAAUUGAAAGAGCCCGACUGGUUUAUGAGAAGUUUGUUUUGAUCCAUCCUGAUGUGAAGAACUGGAUUAAAUAUGCCCGGUUUGAAGAAAAGCACGCAUAUAUUGGACAUACACGGAAAGUCUACGAAAGAGGAGUGGAAUUUUAUGGGGAGGAUCACAUGGACGAGCAGCUCUUUGUGUCAUUUGCAAAGUUUGAAGAAAAGCAGAAAGAAUUUGAUCGAGUGCGAGUGAUUUACAAAUAUGCGCUUGAUAGAAUUGCCAAAAGUCAAGCUCAAGAGCUCUUCAAAAACUACACAGUGUUUGAGAAAAAAUUUGGGGACAGAAGAGGUAUUGAAGAUGUUAUUGUCAGCAAAAGACGCUUUCAAUAUGAAGAAGAAGUCAAGGCUAAUCCACAUAACUAUGAUGCCUGGUUUGAUUACCUCCGCUUGGUUGAGAGCGACGGAGACCCUGAGACUGUACAUGAAGUGUAUGAGCGUGCAAUCGCCAAUGUUCCACCCAUUCAAGAAAAGCGGCACUGGAGGAGAUACAUUUACUUAUGGGUUAAUUAUUCUUUGUUUGAAGAACUGGAGGCAAAGGAUCCAGAGAAGACUAGGCAAGUUUAUCAAGCAUGUUUGGAACUCAUCCCCCAUAAGAAGUUUACCUUUGCCAAAUUGUGGCUGCUAUAUGCACAGUUCGAAGUUCGACAGAAAAAUCUACCUCUUGCCAGACGGGCUUUGGGUACUGGGAUAGGAAAAUGUCCAAAAAACAAGUUGUUCAAAGGUUAUAUUGAACUAGAGCUCCAGCUUCGUGAGUUUGACCGAUGUAGGAAACUCUAUGAGAAAUACUUGGAAUUUUCCCCGGAGAAUUGCACCACUUGGAUCAAGUUUGCUGAAUUAGAGACCAUCCUAGGUGAUGUAGAGCGUGCUCGUGCAAUCUAUGAGCUAGCAAUUGGUCAACCUAGACUCGAUAUGCCAGAGGUUCUGUGGAAGUCCUACAUUGACUUUGAAAUUGAACAGGAAGAAUAUGACAUGACGAGAAAUCUUUACAGACGUCUACUUCAACGCACUCAACAUGUUAAAGUAUGGAUCAGUUAUGUUCAGUUUGAACUUUCGGUGGAUGCGACUGAACGUUUAUCUCGAUGUCGACAAAUCUAUGAGGAUGCCAACAGAUCUUUGCGAAACUGUGAGGAGAAAGAAGAGCGACUCAUGUUCUUGGAGUCCUGGAGGGAUUUUGAGAUAGAAUUUGGCACAGAGUCUUUAAAAAACAGAGUUGUAAAACUCAUGCCAGAACGCGUCAAGAAAAGGCGAAAGUUACAGGCAGAAGAUGGGUCAGAUGCUGGCUGGGAGGAAUAUUACGACUACAUUUUCCCAGAAGAUGCUGCCAAUCAACCAAACCUCAAGCUGCUUGCUAUGGCCAAACUCUGGAAGAAACAACUGCAGGAUGAGAAAGAAUCAGAGGAUGACCCAGAUGAAAAUACAGAUAAAACGGAGGAGGGUGAAUCCUGAUGAAUGGGCAACCUUUUUUAGACUCUUCAAUUUGCUUUGUCUCUUACUUUUUUGAACUUUUUUUUGUACAAUACGUGGAAAGCUGGAGCUAUUAAAUUGGUUUUUGUACUGAUGUUUUCUUGGCAUUCCUUAUACAAUAUCAUGAUCAUACACCAUUAUCCUUAGUUGGGGUCAGAAUAACUUAAAUACCUACAACGUGCUGGAAGAUCUCAGCAGGUCAGGCAGCAUCUGUGGAGGGAAUGAGAUGUCGGGACGGUACCCUUUGGACUGACUAGUAGGGAGGACACGGCUGGAAAAAAAGAGAUGCGGGCAGGUUAGAGAUAAGCAUUGCCCUGCCCUGACCCACCUCUCCUUUGCAGCUUCCCCUCCCCCGCCCACUACAAUUAAUUUGAAGGGUCCCAACCCAAAUGUCCCGUCCAUUCCCUCCACAGAUGCUGCUUUACCCGCUGAGUUCCUUCAGCACAUUGUGUUUCAAGAUUCCAGCAUCUGCAGUUCAAGUAUCUCCAACUUAAGUAUCUAUUUUGAUCAAGUCAUCCACUUCUUUUGGCUAAAUCAAUUCAGCUUAAGAUGACUUUCUAACUAUCCAACAAUGGUAUUAUUUGUUUUAAUAUGUAAAUGAAAGCACAAUAUGUUGAAUCGUACAGAUAAUGUCAAGCUUUAUGCUGUUUACAAAUAAAAUUGGCCAUUAUUUGUCACCUU